CUCGACUUUGUUUCUAGCCGGACGUAUUUUGAAUCAACAAUAAACAUGGCAGCCCCCGCUAGACGAUCAUGGCUUCAAUAUUUAUUGCAUCUUGCUCAAGAUAACUUGGAGUUCAGGUUACCGGAAAUCAAGGCACUGCUGGCUCUCAGAGGAAAACCUUUCAGUCCUGGGUUGAACUUUAAAGAAAAGUGUCCUUUCUGGUGUCUGGAUGAUUUGACAGAGGACGAUAUCUGCUGCGUCAUGGCCCGAUCUGUUUGUGCAAAGUCUGCGUUUGAGCUAUGGGGCCAUGGACCAAACCACAGUGAGCUCAGAACAUCCUUACUGAGCUACCCAGAACAGAACAUGUUGCCAUUCUUGCACAAAGACUCAACAUACAGAAUAAAUGUUUAUACCUUCAAUAAAACCUUGGACUUCACAGAAAGAAUUAAACGAAUUGAUGCAAUGGAUUACCUGCCAUUUCAGGGUGUUGUAAAUCUAAAGAACCCUCAGCACAUCUUCUGCUUACUGGAAGAUUAUGGCACUGACCCAAACAACAUCCCUGAGCAUCCAGAUUACAUUUAUUUUGGCCGAUGGAUAGCGGAUGGUCAGCGUGAAUUGAUUCGUUCUCACAGUGUGAAGAACAGACACUUUAUUGGAAACACCAGUAUGGAUGCCGGCCUCUCCUUCAUCAUGGCCAACCAUGCCAAGGUCAAAAAGCAUGAUCUUGUCUUUGACCCAUUUGUUGGCACUGGAAGCCUGUUGGUUGCUUGUUCUCAUUUUGGAGCGUACGUGUGUGGAUCGGAUAUUGAUUACAACACUAUUCAUGGCAAAGGAAGGUCAAGCCGCAAAGAUCAGACGUGGCGAGGACCUGAUGAGAACAUCCGUGCCAACCUGCGACAGUAUGGAACAGAGAAGAUGUACGUGGAUGUGAUGGUGUCUGAUGCAUCCAAGCCUGUUUGGAGGGACGUCGCUCUCUUUGAUGCCGUCAUUACCGAUCCUCCAUAUGGUAUACGUGAGUCCACAAGAAGAACAGGCUCCCAAAAAGAAACUACAAAACCUGCAGAUGGCAUCUAUGCCGAGUCGCAUGUGGCCGUAUCCCAGUCCUACCACCUGAGUGAAAUAUUAGCUGACAUGCUAAACUUCUCUGCACAUCGCCUGGUCAUGGGAGGGAGGCUGGUCUACUGGCUGCCCGUUUAUAGGCCAGAAUACUGUGAGGAAAUGGUUCCCCUCCACCCAUGUCUGCGGCUCAUUAGCAACUGUGAACAGAUGCUAUCAAGCCACACGUCCCGUCGCCUGAUCACCAUGGAGAAGGUCAAAGAACCAGAGAGCACAGUGUCCUCCACAAUCCUUAAAUGGAAGACGUUUGGGACGACCAGAACCCUUCCUAGAGCUGGCUGUCUGUCCAAACUGAGCAAUCGGGGGUGAAGAGCCUUGGUAAGAGAGAUAAAGAAGAACCCAAACAUCACUGUGGCUGAGCUCCAGAGAUGCAGUUGGGAGAUGGGAGAAAGUUCUAGAAAGUCAACCAUCACUGCAGCCCCCCACCAGUCUGCUUUAUGGCCCGACGGAAGCCUCUCCUCAGUGCAAGACACACGAAAGCCCGCAUGGAAUUUGCUAAAAAAACACCUGAAGGACUCCAAGAUGGUGAGAAAUAAGAUUAUCUGGCUGAUGAGACCAAGAUAGAACUUUUUGGCCUUAAUUCUACGCGGCAUGUGUGGAGAAAACCAGGCUCUGCUCAUCACCUGUCCAAUACAGUCCCAACAGUGAAGCAUGGUGGUGGCAGCAUCAUGCUGUGGGGGUGUUUUUCAGUUGCAGGGACAGCACGACUGGUUGAAAUCAAAGGAAAGAUGAAUGCGGCCAAGUACAGGGAUAUCCUGCACGAAAACCUUCUCCAGAGUGCCCAGGACCUCAUACUGGGGCCAAGGUUCACCUUCCAACAAGACAAUGACCUUAACACACAGCUAACAUAACGAAGGUGUGGCUUCAGAACAACUCCGUGACUGUUCUUGAAUAGCCCAGCCAGAGCCCUGACUUAAACCCAAUUGAGCAUCUCUGGUGAGACCUGAAAAUGGCUGUCCACCAACGUUCAUCAUCGAACCUGACAGAACUGGAGAGGAUCUGCAAGGAGGAAUGGCAAAGGAUCCCCAAAUCCAGGUGUGAAAAACUUGCAUCAUUCCCAAAAAGACUCAUGGCUGUAUUAGCUCAAAAGGGUGCUUCUACUAAAUACUGAUCAAAGGGUCUGAAUACUUAUGGCUGUGUGAUAUUUCAGUUUUUCUUUUUUAAUAAAUCUGCAAAAAUUUCAACAAUUCCGUUUUUUUCUGUCAAUAUGGGGUGCUGUGUGUAAAUUAAUGAGGAAAAUAUUUAACUUAAAUGAUUUUAACAAAUGGCUGCAAUAUAACAAAGAGUGAAAGAUUUAAGGGGGUCUGAAUACUGUAUACUUUCCGUCCACACUGUGUGUAUAUAUAUAUAUAUAUAUAUGUAUGUAUAUAUAUGUGUGUGUAUAUAUAUAUAUAUAUAUGUGUGUAUAUAUAUAUAUAUUUAUAUAUAUAUAUGCAUAUGUGUUAUUUUUUCCUACCCUCCAAUGUUGCUCGGGAGCCAAAUAAAUGCUAAAAAUAAAUGUAGAUGUGACAAACGUAAAUGUGUUGGGAUAUGUAGUUUUUUUAUGUAAGAUCACAACCCAUUGACAGCGCCACAAAGGAGCAUUGUGACUACUUUACCCAGAGUUCAACACUGGCUCAGGCACAUCUACGAGUGGGUUUGUAAAUAUCCUCGGAGUGCGCUCUACUACACUCACACACUUUUAAUGUACAUAUUCUGAGUAGUGUUGGGAUGUCAAAUAGCAUUUACGAACGCACCUUAUGGGCACCUCCGCAACCAUAGGCGCCGCCAUAUUUGCUUCUAUUAGCGGUGUUCGCGCUGCCUUAAGAUUCGCUCACUGCUUUGCCAUAUUAGUAAAAUGAGAAAAAGAAAAACAAUAGAAGUGCGCGUGCCUACAUCAUGUUGCAUGAUGAAGCUUCUCCCGAUUAGUUUGGAUGGAUUCUUCUGUAAAUUGCCAAGCAAAAUAGUUUUGUAGACUUCAGAAUUCAUUCUGCGGCUACCAUCAUGAGUUACAUCAUAAAUAAAGAUGAGUGAGCCUGUUCCAGAAGCAGCCAUACUAGCCCAAGCCAUGACAUUACCUCCUUUCUUUCUCCAUACUUUGGGCUUUACAUCACUUUUGUAGAGGUUAAUCUUGGUCUCAACAGUCCAUAAAACUUUGUUCUAAAACGUUUGUGGCUCAUCUCUCUACUACUUUGCAAAAUCCAAUCUGGCCUUCCGAUUGUUUUUGCUGAUGAGUGGUUUGCAUUUUGUGGUAUGGCCUCUAUAUUUCUUUUCUCAAAGUCUUCUUCAAACAGUUGAUUGUGAUACCUUCACCCCUGCCCUGUGGAGGUUUGCAAACCAUUUUGUCUGGCAACUACAAGAAAAAUGCAUCCAAACUAAUCGGGAGAAGCUUCAUCAUGCAACAUGACAAUGACCCAAAACACACUGCCAACACAAGAAAAGGACUUGAUCGGGGGGGAAAGUGUAAGGUCUUAGACUGGCCAAGUCAGUCACCGGACUUUAACCCAAGAGAGCACACAUUUUACCUCCUGAAGGGGAGACUGAAGAAAGAACCCCGCAGAAACAAACAAGAACUGAAAGAGGCUGCAGUAAAGGCCUGGAAAAGCAUUUCAAAUGAAGACUGCAACAUUGUGGUGACGUCAAUGUGUCGCAGGCUUGAUUCAGUUAUUGCAAGUAAGGGCUAUGCCACCAAAUAUUCAGUGUUAUUCAGUUUUAAGUAAAUUUAAUAAUGUCUGUUCUAAUACUUUUGCUCACUUGAAAAGUGGGUGGCUUUAAACAAAAGGUGCUCUGUCCUGAGUUGUUUCACACAUCUAGAUGUAAAUACCAUGAAAUAAAAGCUGGAAUUCUGAACUUUUGUCUCAUAUUCAUCUUCUGAUCUGAAACACAAAUGUCUUCAGUAUACAACAAAAACAAAGGAAUUGACCUUGCCAUACCAAUACUUUUAGAAUGGACUGUGUGUGUGUGUGUGUGUGUUUUUGUGUGUAUAUGCAGUGUUCCCUCGCCACUUUGCGCUUCACCUUUUGCAG
Molecule: messenger RNA, 4100 nt
Organism: Phyllopteryx taeniolatus (common seadragon)
Lineage: Eukaryota; Metazoa; Chordata; Actinopteri; Syngnathiformes; Syngnathidae
Gene: trmt11
Product: tRNA methyltransferase 11 homolog
Exons: 13
Coding region: 46-1404 (452 amino acids)
Biological process (GO): methylation
Cellular component (GO): cytoplasm
Molecular function (GO): nucleic acid binding
Source: RefSeq, a predicted model, not a curated record